This is a messenger RNA of Rhodamnia argentea, 1462 nucleotides long. RefSeq names its product aspartyl protease family protein At5g10770-like. Bases 26 to 1447 code for a protein of 473 amino acids. Gene Ontology annotation, molecular function: aspartic-type endopeptidase activity. The record is from RefSeq and is a predicted model, not a curated record. Gene Ontology annotation, biological process: proteolysis. The transcript has 3 exons. Lineage: Eukaryota; Viridiplantae; Streptophyta; Magnoliopsida; Myrtales; Myrtaceae.
UGUUCUUCCUUUCUCUUUCAGAUUGAUGGAGGGCUCAUCUUUCUGUGUGUCUGGCAGGGCUCUUGUCUUGCUCUAUCUCCAUGUCCUCAUGAUCUGCUUCAUGCACGAAGGUUAUAGUUAUGGAGUAGAAGGGAAGAUUGCAAGCCACACUGUAUCAGCUAGCUCUCUAUCGCCUUCUCCUUCUUGCUCACCUUCCAAUACCAAAGCUGGCAACCGGAAGUCGACCUUGGAAGUAAUUCACAAGCAUGGCCCAUGCUCUCACCUUGUUCAAGGCCACAACCCUCUAAAUCACACUAAAACCCUGCUCCAAGAUGAGUCAAGGGUCAAGUGGAUUCAGUCCCGAUCCUCCAACGGCAGCAAUGGCCUGAAAGCUUCGGCGGCGACCAGUCUUCCAGCAAAGUCCGGCAUCACCGUGGGCACCGGCAAUUACAUAGUUACCAUCGGCCUCGGCACUCCGAAAAAGGACCUCACUCUCAUCUUCGACACCGGCAGCCCCCUCACGUGGACCCAGUGUGAGCCAUGCGAGGGAUCUUGCUACACUCAGUCUGACCCGAUCUUUGACCCGUCUCAAUCAUCGUCCUAUGGGAAUAUCUCGUGCACCUCGACAGCAUGCUCUCAACUUGUUGAUUCGGGAUGCUCUGGAUCGACAUGUCUAUAUUCCAUCCAAUACGGCGACCAAUCAUCUUCGGUUGGCUUCUUCGCGACCGAGAAGUUGACAAUAUCACAGACGGAUAUUGUUGACAAUUUUGAAUUCGGCUGCAGCGAGAACAACCAUGGCCUCUUUGGCAGAGCCUCAGGGUUGAUCGGGCUCUCGGAUGACAAGAUCUCCAUCGUGGAACAAACCGCGGCCAAAUAUGGCAAGUAUUUCUCCUACUGCUUGCCCUCUUCCUCUAGCUCCAUUGGACACUUGACUUUUGGCAAAGACGGGGAAGCAUCGAGCUCGGUUAGCUUCACGCCAUUAUCAACGGUCCCACAAGGCUCAGGGUUCUACGGAAUAAGUAUCGUAGCAAUCAGUGUAGGAGGAAAUCGUCUAUCGAUACCAUCGACGGUUUUUUCAAGUGGAGGCGCCAUCAUCGACUCAGGAACUGUCAUUACCCGGUUGCCUCCGACAGCUUAUAGUGCCUUGAGAACCACAUUUAGGAAAGCAAUGGCGAAUUACAGGAUGGCGCCGGCGCUUUCCAUUCUCGAUACUUGCUACGACUUCAGCAAAGAGAGCACGGUCACGCUCCCAUCGAUAACUUUCUCUUUCGCUGGGGGAGUCGACGUUGAUUUGGACCCUAACGGGAUAUUCUUCUUCGCGAAGGCCUCACAAGUUUGCCUAGCGUUUGCAGCGAAUGGUGCUGAUAGUCAUCUGGGCAUUUAUGGUAAUGUGCAGCAGACUACGUUUGAAGUUGUGUACGACGUUGCUGGAAGAAAGCUAGGUUUUGGUUCGAAUGGCUGCUCCUAAGGAGGAUAGAUUAAA